This is a messenger RNA of Drosophila obscura, 723 nucleotides long. RefSeq lists its product as uncharacterized. The coding region runs from base 1 to 723 and encodes 240 amino acids. The record is from RefSeq and is a predicted model, not a curated record. NCBI's taxonomy places the organism in Eukaryota, Metazoa, Arthropoda, Insecta, Diptera, Drosophilidae. The transcript has 4 exons.
AUGUCUCAGACACAGAGCCCCACGCCCAGCACGCCGCCCGCGUCGCGUCGGGCCCACAGACCGCCGCGGAUAAAUAUCCACAAUCUCAACAGCGGCUCGGCCAUGGGCAUGAGCCAUGGCUCGAUGCCGCCCAGUACCCAGCCGCCGUACACCGCGCAGACAAACUACACGGGCAAUGGGACACAGGGUCCGUACUGGCCGCCGGUGGCGAAUCCAUUUGGCUCGGGCAACUUUAUGACCAAAGGCUACGAGGGCUUUCUCGAUCUCACCAAGUCGGGCAUGAGUUUCGGCGAGAAGUUCACCUACGGCCUGUACAACAAGUUCAGCAAGUGGUCCAGGAGCUGGUUCACCCACAUGUUCCUCAUAGUCGUCCUUGCACUCUACAGCGUGGGCGGUGCCCUGAUCUUCCAGGCAGUCGAAGUGCGACAGGGAACACUCGAGUUACUGGAACUGCAGGGACUCCAGAAGCAGUUCUUUGAGGAAAUGCGUGACAUGACAAGGAACUCACAGCUGAACUCGCUAUCCAAGACCGACUUUGACAGCCAAGUGCUGCGCAUCAUGAACAACCAUCCGUCCGUGGUCGAGUCCCUGCUGCGAAACGGACUGGCGGAGAAGGCGGAUCCCUGGUCCUUCUGGAACGCCAUGGUCUACAGCUGCACCAUCUACACUACCAUAGAUUCGAUCGUUAAGAUUUCGAUCAUACGGCCCGUGGCACACACGUGA